Molecule: messenger RNA, 1281 nt
Organism: Symbiodinium sp. CCMP2592
Lineage: Eukaryota; Dinophyceae; Suessiales; Symbiodiniaceae
Source: the annotation of a GenBank genome assembly
AUGGCCUCCCCUCUAGGGACCAGUGCCCUGAGUGUGGCUGCGGACCCGGAAUCGCGGUCGGCGCUUCAGCGCGAGGGCGCUGCGGUGUAUGCGGCUUUUGUGAUUUUCGGCUUGGGAAGCUGGUCGUCGAUCAAUGCUGUUUUCGUUGAGUCGUCGUUCCUGGUUUCUCUGCAGCCGGAGCGCUGGGCUCUGACCACCUGGAUCGUGCUGGCGCUUCAAGCCGCGAACCUCGUAGUGCUGUUUGCUGUGCGGCCCUUGCUUCGAAAGAUGCGCCUCAGCUGGACGGCUGCCUCUGCAGCGUCGCUUAUCCUGGCCAUAGGCAGCUGCUUUGGCCUGUCUCUUGGUGGCUACCGACAUGUGGCCGUGCUGUUCGGAGCCGAGCGGAGCUUGGGGCUCUUGGCCUUGACCUUCCUUGGAGGCCUCGCGAACUGUGGUAGCUCGUUGGUCUUCUAUCCGCUUGCAGCCACGUUCCCAAGGCGUUUCACCACCGCCUUGGCCGUCGGCGAAGGACUCAGCGGCUCGGUUGCCGGAGUGCUUGGAUUGGUGCAGAACCACUUUCAGAAGGCUGGCGCAUUGGCCUUCUCUCCCACCACCUACUUCGGCAUAGAGGCCGGAGUCAGCAUUGCGGCGGCUUCGGCGUUGUUGUUCAUCGACCGCCACCGUUUUGCCGAGAAGCUGCGCGAGUCUCAAGAGCAGCGCUCCAGUUUCGUGCCGGUCGUCUCCGAGGAAGCAUCCUCCGGCGUUGCAGGGGCACCGGCAGGUCAGUCGCUGAUGUCCACAUUCUGGUCCUUCCGAACACCUCUGUUGGCCUUGUUCCUCGGUGCUGCAUUCAGCUUCGGUGUGCUGCCCUCCGUGAAUCCCAUCGCAUGCCUGCAUUACUCGGAUGGGCAGCUCGUCCUCCUUUGGAGCAACGUUGUCAUCUACGGUUUCGACCCCAUCAGUCGCCUGAUGACAGCCUUCACCAACUUCAGGCGCCUUGGCGGAUUCAUCGUCGUCUUCCUCCUCGCUGCCUCCGUCGUCCUGGCCGCGGCGAAAGCGAAGCCAUCGGAGGCAACUCCUGGGCUCUUUGGCUGGCCAUGGGUUGUUCCCAUGGCGAACGUAGUGUUUGCAGCGUCGUUCGGCUACGCCCGCACCAUGGCUUUCCUGAUCCUCAAGGAUGCUUCUGGAGAUAGUGCCAGUGCUGAGUACCGCUAUUGGGCGGCUGGCUUUGCCGUACAGAGUGGAAGCUUCGCGGGGAGCGUCGUGUCCUUGCUCCUUGUGGAGGUCUUCAAAGCUCUCUGA